AUGUUGCACAAAAAAGUCGCAUUUGAAGGUUUAAAUUCGUGUUUUAAUACUUGGUUGAGAGAAUAUAGAUAUCCAGAUGGUUGGAAAAUAGCCAAGUUCGUUAUACUAAAUAAAUUAAAAGCAGGAACACCUACAUGUGAUCAGAUUCGGCCGAUAUCCUUGUUAGCUACACAUUCAAAAAUUUUUGAGAAGAUCGUUUUAGAAAGAGUGAAAAAUUGGGCAGAUGCAAAUCACAUUAUUCCGGACGAACAAUCAGGUUUUAGGCCGAACUGUUUACUGCCUACUCGAGUAUUAUCAAUAUUUCAAGAAGUCGAGAAUAAUUUCGCUGCUAAUAUUCCCACGUUAGCUAUAUACGUGGAUUAUCAAAAAGCCUAUGACAAUGUAUGGCAUAUGGCUCUUAUUGUAAAACUAUUUAGGUUAGAAAUGCCUUUAGGGCUGUUAGAAAUUGUUCAUUCCUGGUUAAGCGAUAGAAAAGCGGAUGUUAUCGUAGGCGACAUGAGAUCUAAGGCUUUUCAUUUAUACACAGGGUUGCCACAGGGCAGUAGUUUGAGUCCGUUUCUAUUCAUUGUUUUUCAUAGCGAUUUGAUCUCUUGUAUAGGCGCGCAUGCAAGACAUGUUUUUGCCGAUGAUCUGAAUGUCUUAAUAACUCCACCGACAAAUAAGAAAUUAAAACCAAUGUUAGAAUAUUUAGAAAAAGAAGGAACAAAAGUGUGUAAUGAGUUAGCGCACUAUUCCAAACGUUGGAAACAGCCAAUAAAUGUCGCAAAAACAGUAAUACAACUUUUCAUACACAGGUCACACGUCCUCACAUAA
This is a messenger RNA of Didymodactylos carnosus, 813 nucleotides long. Lineage: Eukaryota; Metazoa; Rotifera; Eurotatoria; Philodinida; Philodinidae. The record is from the annotation of a GenBank genome assembly.